Messenger RNA from Neocloeon triangulifer, 5324 nucleotides. RefSeq names its product E3 ubiquitin-protein ligase listerin (gene Ltn1). The record is from RefSeq and is a predicted model, not a curated record. NCBI's taxonomy places the organism in Eukaryota, Metazoa, Arthropoda, Insecta, Ephemeroptera, Baetidae. The transcript has 22 exons. Gene Ontology annotation, cellular component: cytosol; RQC complex. Bases 112 to 5181 code for a protein of 1689 amino acids. Gene Ontology annotation, biological process: rescue of stalled cytosolic ribosome; ribosome-associated ubiquitin-dependent protein catabolic process. Gene Ontology annotation, molecular function: ribosomal large subunit binding; ubiquitin protein ligase activity; zinc ion binding.
GACGUGCAUCGUGGAAAGCGGACGAUUUUCACUAAAUCCAUUCUUGUUGACCCAUAAUACUCUGAAAUUUAUUUUUGCUUAUAAAUGACAAGAAUUUUAACAACCUGAAAAAUGGGCAAGAAUAAAGCACAAAGGACCAAAAAUAAUGCUAGGCCAUCAAGCAGUGGUCGUAGCGCUCAACUCUUGGAGACGAGUGCUGCGUUCUCUACACAGGCAGAGGGUUUCGGAUCACCUUUGCCCUCGUUUGCUGGGCUUUCGAAUUUAACUCUUGACGAUGGAGAGUCGCAAUCCCUUGAUCCACAAACUCAACUCAUUUUGAAAAAGCUGAACAAGAAAGAUGCAGUGACAAGACUUAAGGGACUGCAUGAGCUUGGUGACGUUUGUUCCAAAGCUAAGGAGCAAGAAAUGAAGACGAUCGUCAAACUCUGGCCUAGGAUGUUUUCCUCCUUGGGUACAGACCCAGACCACAGAGUUCGCGAGGCAACUUUCGUAGCUCACAAGCAUCUAGCCAAAAAGGCUGGUCGAAAUUUGGCACCACAACUGAAAAGCCUCUGCGGACCUUGGUUUGUUGGCCAAUUUGACACUUUUGCACCAGCAGCUAGUGCUGCCAAAGCUGCUUUCAAGGAAUUAUUCCCAGAGCAAAAGUACCAAGAGGCAAUCAAGUACUGUCAAAAUGAGAUUAUGUCUUACAUUUCUGAAAACCUGCUUAGCCAGACUGUGGAAACUGUUGCUUAUGAAAAGUCCCUGUUGCCAGAUGAGCUGGAAGCUAGAUUGGAAAGAGUCCUUUCAAGCAAUCUACUUGCAUACAAACUUUUGAUAACAGAACUUCCAGCUGGUCAGCUGAAGAGUUUGGUAGAGGCAAACAAGGCACUUACUUCGUCCAGCAAAUUCUGGAAACUGAGCAAGCACAAGUCUCCUUUGGUCAGACGAGCUUGGUUCACAGCCCUAGCCUCUAUUUUGCACUCUGCUGAUUUUCUCCUUGAAGGCCAUGGGGCCCAAACGGUGCCAGCAGUGUUCGGAAGUCUGGACGAACAAGAUCCGACUGUCCUAUCUUCGGUUUGGGAUGCAGCCUUGUGUUCAAUCAUUGCCAUCAAAGACUGCUGGUCUCAUGUGAAUUGUGAGAAAGUGGUGUUUCCAAAGUUGUGGCACAUUUUAAGAGAGGGGGGUUACGGAAAUGCCGCUUCCAUUUUUCCAAACAUGCUUCCUCUUGUCAGCAAAGUUGAGCCUCAGGACAAGAAUGUUUUCUGUUCAAAAUUCUUCUCUAACAUGCUGAUAGGGCUUGAGCAAAAGUCAGUUCAGCAGAGCAUGUCCGAAUGCAGUGCUAUUGUCAUUGCUUACAUUGAAUGUCUCCGAUACAUUGCUGGAAGAGAAGAUGCCCAGGAAGCAAAAGAAGCUUUGAUCAAGCAACAGCUCUUGCCUUUUCUCGAUGCCUGCAUCUUGGAUCGCAAACUGCACCUGACAGUGAACGCCCUUGCUUUGCAACUUUCAGACUUGCUUGACUCUUGGAGUAACAGUUCCCUGGCAGAAUUAAUUUGGAGUCACUUUCAGUCGAUGUUGUCCGACUUUAACAAAAAUGAAGAACUCAACUACCAGUCUUUCAUGGAUCUGAUCGUCCUGCUUGCCGAUCCAUCAAAAAUCAAGAAGCCCAGAAGAGUGAACUUUGCUGAAGCUGACAAGGAGGAUUCUCCGAGGCUAGAGAUUUUGCCUGAGGAUAAACCGAGAGUUCCGUAUUGGAUCCCUCUGCACAAGAUUGCUACAACUGCUGCCACUUCUGUGCUUGACGCUGCGUUAAUCUCUAAGCAGUCUGAAAAAUUAGUUUCGACGCUUUACUUCAUCACAAAGUCUUUCAAGGGCGAGGAAUUUUUCAAGACUGUUAGACCUGCAGCUAUUGAUUUUUACGAGGAUGUUUAUAAACUGUUAACUGAGGAGCGCGGAGACAAGAAGCAGUUGAUUCAACUCAUCUUCAUGCUUUUUGAGUUCCUUAAUGACGAGGAAAAGCUGAGGGCCUAUGAUAACUUCACAAAGAUUGACGAUCGAUCUGUUCUUCUCUGCUGCAUCAACGAGGCUAUAAAUGCUGAUAAAAUGGGUGAAAAGUCCGUCAUUGUUUGGCUUCGAAGCCCAAGCAUGAGUGAAGUCAUGCUAACCCUUGCAAAGGAAGUGUCCAACGUCCUUGAGUCUUCAGAGAAGCAGAAAUCUACUGCGUGGGCAAUUUUGAAGCUCUGCUUCUCCCCAUCUACACAAAGUGACAGGGAGAUUUUUGCAAACUUCAGCACCGUGUCAGCAAUCAUGCUUGUUUUUUGUGAAGCUUUGGCAAUUCCAAAAACAGCCUUGGACGACAGAGCCACUCUGGAAUCUUAUGCAAAUUUCAUUGGCGAACUAACCAACUCUCUCUUCAGUCAGCAGUUCAAGCUCUGUGAUAAAACCCUACAAGAGCUGCUCUUUGGAACUUUCAAACUGUGUUGCUCGGCUGUCGGCCUGAGCCAAUCUGCUUCAAACAGUCUGCAAAACGCCCUUGUCAAUGGAAUUCUGCACUUAAAAAACUCCGGUGCUGAUAUGACUGAGCUAACAAAAAAGUUUGCCGCCACUGCUCGACUAGAGUUCUCCUUCUUGAAUGUGAAACCAGUCACAUGUGUUGGCCAAUUUCUUUCAGCUGUCAAUUCAAAAGACGCUCUUGACCUUUUUCUGAAUGAACAGUCUAAAUACAAAAGUUGGCUAAAGCAACUCGAAGACGCAUGUGCUCUUAAUGAAAUCGUGCAAGGAGCGCACUGGCUAAGUGACAAACCUAUUCCAAUUGCAACCAGCGUUGACUGCAUCUUUGAUUUCACUGUUGAAACUCUGCUUAGAGCCAAUCUUCUUAUGGACAUUCAAAAUCGACUGGAGGAGUAUUCUCGAGAUGCCAAAGAUCAGGAGUGCUUAAGGCUUGAAGAUGAGGAGCCUAUACAAGGAGAUUCUGAAUUUGAAGUGGCCUAUCAAGAAGCAUUUUAUGAUGAAUUUUUCAAUGUUGUGCAAGCCUUUGUCAUUUGUGACAGAACUGUCGCCAAUUACAAAAAUAAUCCGAACUGCUCAAAAAUAUCUGUGGACAUUUCCCUUUUGAAGAAUGUGGUGGAGUCUCUUUGGAAGCAUAUUUAUCCCUAUAAAACUGAACAGUUUUCCAACACUCUCAUUAAACAACUGAAAUCAGGAGAUUAUUGUAGUUCCUGGGUAGUGCUUCAGCUAUGUAAUUGGGACAAUCUCCAUUGCAAAAAGCUAUACUUGGAACUUUCUAAGCAAUCGGAUGAUAUUGAGCCUUGGAGAUUGUGGAUGUAUCAGUCUCAAAGCAUCCUUUUUGAGGAAAAAGUCUCCUCUCGAUACCAUGAAGAAGGACUUUCUCUUCUGGAGAAACAAGAUCCAAUGAGUGCCCAAUAUUAUGCCGAUUUCCAUGCCUUCAGGAAGCACACUGAUGAUGUAGACAAGUUGCUGGCUUUGAUCAUCAAGUGGAAUAAGCUUGACUACUGGAAAUCUGUCUUUGAUCAGGAUAUGGAGCACCACAACAAGUUCAUAGCUGUGAUCAAGUUUUUGACCCGCAUGACUGAAAUUCAAGCCCACAAAAUUAUCCAUACACAGUGGGACACGAUUCUCUGCUCUUUGGCUUCCUACCUUCAAGAUGCAAAGAAGUUUUUGACGAUGCAACCAACCAAUCCUAUUCAUGCUGCUAAACUGGUUGCUCUUUGCCCUUUGGUGAAGAAUAUCCAGUUUUUCAUGAAGAGACUAGAGAAAAGUUCGGGAGUUAAACCAAACCUGAGCAACCCUGAGCAUCUCUUGGAUGAAUGGAGGGCUCUUUUUGUGCCUGAAUUUUACUCAAUUUUGAUGUCUUUUUUCUAUAAUGCACUUGAUUCUACGAUUGUUCCACUGUUUGAGCAGACAAAGGUUUCUGCAAUUGGAGCGUGUCUUGCAAGCGCUCCACAAAAUUGGUUGGCGUCUCAUUCCCCUCCAAAACACAUGGUCAAACAACACAGGCUAAUUUCUAAUCAGGAUAAAAAUGUGCAAGACACUGUCCUCGUUUUGGCUCCACUUCUUCAUUCAUCUGAGCGGAACCUGAAAGUUACGGCUUACCACUUGCUCAAGAAACUUCUGAAAGAGCUAGUUAAAAAGGAUGAGGAUUACUUACUGUCCAUGGAGACUGACGCAGUUGACACGAAGCUACUAGCCUGUGAACUCCUACAAGCAGAACUUUCUCAAACCCACACAGUUGUGGAGGCAAUGCUGAUGGACUUCAGAGUUGGAGACUGCUGCAUAGUCCAGCCUUUUACCGACAGCCAUAUUUACACUUAUUCCUACUUUAUGAUUUGGAGUUUGCUGCUCGACAUGUGCAAAGAAGCCAAGUCGGAGCUUCGAUACCAACUCUCCUGCUGGCUAAACAAUGGUGGCUACACAAAGACAAUGCUGGAAAUAGUUUUCCGUCUGAUGCCGGACUACGUAAUCCAGCCAUUCCACGCCAAUUCUGACAGGUUAGUCAGCAAAGAAGCUGCAGACAUGUUCACCCAUGAACACAGCCCCAGCUACGAGGGGACCUACACCAGUGGCAGCAUCAUGAAAAUGGCCUGCUGGAUAUACUUGAAGAGCUUGCUUCACCUUCCCGCCUUGGUUCGAGACUGGUGGACGUCUCUGGACCCGCAGAUAGCAGGAUUGGUCGAACGACUCACUGCCUCACUUGUGUCCAAACAUGUGAUAGGAAUUGAAAUGAAGUCAGUACUGGAGCGCAAGGAGAGCUGUUCUGGACUUGAGAUCAAAGUGCACCCCCUUGCUAGAGAAGUCAUUGCUGCUUACACGAUUGAUGAGGUCAGGAUGGAGCUAACAGUGACUAUGCCUGCAAACCACCCACUGGGACCGAUCAGGGUCGAGGGCAAUAAUACUAUUGAUAUUGCCAAGUGGAAGCAGUGGGUCAAACAACUCACCAUUUUCUUAACUCAUCAGAACGGGUCUAUCUGGGAUGGUCUGAUGCUGUGGAAGAGGAAUCUGGACAACAAAUUCCAGGGAGUCGAAGAGUGCUACAUCUGCUACUCCAUCCUGCACAGCUCCAACUACCAGAUUCCAAAGCUUUCCUGCCGAACGUGCCACAAGAAAUUCCACUCGUCGUGUUUGUACCGUUGGUUCCACACCAGCAACAACUCAACCUGUCCACUGUGCAGAAAUCUUUUCUAGUUCAAUCAUUAUUUAUUUUAAUUUCAUUGCUUUUAAAAGAACAAAUGCACAAGUGUCUACAGAUUUAUACUUCUUUUAAAUUCUUUGAUGUGAAGUUUUCAAGGGUAUCAAAAUAAAAAGUUAUUCAUAUUUAAAAAAGGGAA